This is a messenger RNA of Meloidogyne enterolobii, 589 nucleotides long. The record is from the annotation of a GenBank genome assembly. Lineage: Eukaryota; Metazoa; Nematoda; Chromadorea; Rhabditida; Meloidogynidae.
AUGCUGCGCCGGAAAAAUGGCGUCCAAACGUGCGCGUCCAAUCGUGCGCGCCCAAACGUGGUGAUCCGCCUUACACUUCUUUUUUCAAUUUUGAAAAAUUUUAGGCACAACUCGGUUCUAUCCUCAAAAAUGAUGUCUCAAGCAGAUUCUGGUCGGAUAAUACAUCUUGAAAAGAGGAGAGAACGUGCAAAAGAAGAUAUUGAAAAGCAAAGAUUAAAAUUGGAAGAAGAAAAGAAAUCUUUUGCUGCUGGUAUUUCUAGUAAAUUUACAACAAAUGUUGAUCAGAUUGAAGAAAAGUUUAAAGCUAGUACAGUUGGUCUAGUAACUUUAGAUGAAGUUAAAGAGAGACAAAAUGAGAUUUAUUCUCUAAAUAAAGAAUUAUCAAAAGUAACGGACGAUAAUGAACAAAAACCGAGAUUUGAUAGAGUAGUUCAGAAGAGAGUUUUAUCCUUCAAAAAUUUUGAUGAUGAGGAGGAGGAUGAAAAACCAGUUGUUAUAGUAAAGAAACGUUUAGGAAUGGACCCAACUGUUGAUACUUCAUUUUUGCCUGACAGAGAACGUGAUGAACAAAUUCAAAGAACGUGAAAAA